AUGACGUACCUCACGCAGGGGUUGUGCCGCCUCUUCACACUUGUUGGCGGAGGCGCCAUCUCGCUCGACAUCCAAGACGUCAUCGGUCCCAAUGGGCCCACCACGGGGGCGGAUGGUACGGUGAUCGACCUCCCCUCUGACGCCGAGGACGUUGAGUUGGAGGACGAGCCGGAGGUGGCUCCCGCGCCAAGCCCCGCCGUCCCAGACACAACGGUGGUGGCGCCCACCGCCGCUACCGGAGUGGGGCUCGGCGGCACGCCCCCGGCCUCGCAGGCCGGGGGCGCGGGUCCCGCGGCUGCCCCGCAGGAGACGACUCCUGCCGGGGGCGCGGCCCCUCCACCAGACCCGCAACCCACGGGCGCAGGUGUGGAGGAAGACGUGGUAGUGGAGCAGCAGGCGGCCACCUGCAAGGGGAAGAUGCUCUACAUGGUGAGGGAGCACCAUGAGCUCGCGAAGCUUCAGCUGGGUGAAGUGCGGGACGUCGAGAGGGAGCGGCAAGAGCUCUCCCGGCAAAGGGAGGAGACCCAGCAGGCCAGGGACGAGGCCACAACGCCAGUCAUCCCCGAGGCGGAGCUCCACCGGCAGUUGGAAGCCCAACGCGCCGAGCACCAGCAAGUAUUGGACUUGCUGGCCGCGGCACGGGAGAAGGCCAACAAGGAGCAUGAGGACGUGCUAGCAACAGCUCAAGCUCGCCUCAACGAGAAGUGCGAGCUGGUCAGCGGCUACUCCUCCCAACUCCAGGCGUUGCGUGUGAAGCUGGAGGAGCAGGCCAAGGCCGCGGAGGACGCAGCAGCGGCGUCGACACGGCGGGAGAAGGAGCUGCAGGAGCAGUUCCGGACCCGGGAGCUUGAACUCGAGGGGGAGCUCAAUUUCGCCAAGGAAAGGAGCGCCCGUCUCGAGUCCGAGCCGACCACCGCCCAGGGCGAGCUCGCGCUGCUGGACACGUGGUCGGACAGCGAGGACGGUCUCUCCCACACCAAGGCAGUGGGCAAGUUCAUCGAUGAAGUGGUGGAGCGGAUGUAG
Molecule: messenger RNA, 1023 nt
Organism: Brachypodium distachyon (stiff brome)
Lineage: Eukaryota; Viridiplantae; Streptophyta; Magnoliopsida; Poales; Poaceae
Product: leucine zipper putative tumor suppressor 2-like
Exons: 4
Coding region: 1-1023 (340 amino acids)
Source: RefSeq, a predicted model, not a curated record